AUGUUGAAGGCACUCGUCCCUCCGAAGAUCGCAAACCCAAAGUCCAUCGGUGUCGCGGCAGAUGCAGCACGUAUGACCCGUGUCGUCUCCUUCUACAAGGCCCUCCCACGCGGUGCUGCUGCAAAGCAGACUGGCUGGAAGGCGAGGAACAUUGAUGGAAAGAACCCCUCGGGCAUGCCCAUGAUCUACCUGAUUGGCGGACUCUUUGUCAUUGGAUAUUCUCUCGACUAUGCUUUCCACCUCUCUCACCACAAGAACCACGAACACCACUAGAUUUUGACCACUUAGAGGUAUCCAUGUGCAGCGUAGGAUGCUAUACAAAACCAUCUGACUCUCUUGCGACUAUCCUCUAUCCUCUGCUUGCACUACACGCUUCUCAAGCCUACUUGGCUGUGAUCUGACUACGUUUGAAGCUUUGAUUUUUUUGGCUGCCCAUUUAGGCAAUUCGCGCUUCUUAAAAGAGUCGACGCGACUUGACAGUGUUUUAUGCUCGCUGCUGUGCAUUGGCUUUCUCUCUGAUCCUUGUGAAAGACUGAUCUCCCAAACAUCUUCCUCAAAG
Protomyces lactucae-debilis is the source of this 559-nucleotide messenger RNA. RefSeq names its product putative mitochondrial F1F0 ATP synthase subunit F. Gene Ontology annotation, biological process: proton motive force-driven ATP synthesis. The transcript is spliced from 3 exons. Bases 1 to 273 code for a protein of 90 amino acids. NCBI's taxonomy places the organism in Eukaryota, Fungi, Ascomycota, Taphrinomycetes, Taphrinales, Protomycetaceae. The record is from RefSeq and is a predicted model, not a curated record.